AACAGUGUUGAAUUACAUUGAUAAAUAUAAAGUGCCGGGGUGUAAUUGAAGAAAUCUAAUCGAUGUUUUUCGAUACCGCACCGGAUUUUCUGCAAAUUCCAUUCAGCAUAGAAAACCACCAACGAUUGGAUAUAGAUUUUCACAAGCAGAAUUAAAUGCUGUUUCGAUACGGUAGUAGUGGUCUCUGAAAUAUCUCUGCAUUCGGCACAGAGGAUCUAAUGAAACAGGAAUUUCGUAGCACAGAUACGCUCUCUGCCAAUAGAAGAUGCUGCAAAUUCAGUAGUUGCUAGAUGAUAAUAGAUUUGCGCUUAGAAGGAGAGCAACCAGCAGUGUGUCGCACAAGUGUUCGCAUUAAAAAUUGAUAGAAAUAGUCUGCAGAAGUGCUCAAAUUUGUGUUAUAUAUAUAUGAAUAUGUUCAAAAUGCAAAAUUGAUAUCUUGAAUUUUACUGGCAAAUUUUGUGUUUGGUGUCUGUGAAGUGUUCCGGGCUUAUUUCCGCUCACUUUAUUUCCUGUUAAUGCGGAGAAAUUUUUGCUGCGAGAGAAUUCCGGCCUCUUGAAAAAAAAAGUAUCAACCUUGCCAGCAGUAAAUGUUAUUCAGUACUACGAAGAAAGUGAGUGAAAGGAUUCAGUGUGGCCCAGAGUUGUAAUAUACACAGUGUUAACUCAAAUAAGUGUUUAACCAUCCGAAGAAAAAAUGAUUAGAAAAAUUAAUAAAUUCACAUAAUUGUAAAUAUGCUACAUGAAACGUUAGCAAUAAAAAUGUUUGUAAGUAAUGAUAUUGAAGAAAGUAAAUAUGACUACGCUUAAGGCCGUAUAGAAGUGGGUUUAAAAAUCGAAUGUGAAACUCAGCUACCUCCCAUGCGCUAACUUUCCCGGAACGUGGAAAGUAUCGCCGAAUCUUCUGAUAGCGAACUACAAAUGGUUAUAUAUUUUUAUGGCGCUGCUAGUUCGAUACUUCAUUCUAUUUGCGUUAGUACUUCUCUUGCUCAAUGGGUUCACAACAGUUUUAGUGUUUGCAUUUGUAAAUAAAGCUGGACCCGAUCGACUGCGUCUUACGGUGUCUCCUCCGAGGCAUGUAAUUAUUACCGCAAUCAAGAAUUCUCCUGUUUAUUUACCAUGCCACGCAGAAGCCGAAGUCGACGAUUGGGCAGACUCGGAUAUAGACAUGGAGGAUACCGAAUACGAAAACAACGAUAAUGAAGAUGUAGACAUUGUACAAUCAGCAAUAGAUCCCCAAGGCUUCUAUGAAGACGUGAUGAACUUAAACCAUCUUGCCCAUGACAAUAUCAACACCAACGCUAAUGAAAACAUCCUAAAUGAAAAAGAUGAAUAUGACGAAGAGACUGGUGAUCGAUACCGCCGCUCAAUGUUUAAUAGAGACGACCUUAUCGAAUACAUAUGGUACCGGAAUGGACUGGAAUUUUACAGUACUUCCUUCCAAAACCAGAAUCACAAACAAACCCAUAAAGGGUUUCGUCUUUUUCCAAACGGAACUCUAAGGAUACCCUACAAUCGUCAGCUGAAUAAUAUUUCAGCGGGCGUCUAUAGGUGCAGAGCGAACCUUACGCGCCAUGGCUCUGGUUCUAUUCUUUCUACAGAAAGCGUGGUUUCUGUUGCCUACCUGGAACGCAAUAAUUUUUUGAUAUCGGAAAAUAACACGAUCGCCUCUAAAACCCAUAAUUCGCUUGUACUGCAUUGUCCUUUUACCAGCCACCCACCAGCAAAUAUUUCAUGGAUGGUAAAUAGAACACAGAUCGUCUUCAACAACAACGCUGUAGGCGGGCAAGAAAACAGGUAUUACCAACUUCAAAAUGGAAGCUUACUUGUUGUGGAUAUUCAGCCUUCAGAUAAUGGUCGAUACCGGUGCAAUGCUACAAACAACUUUGCUUCGAAAAGUUUCCGUAGCUAUGGCUAUGUUCUCGUAGUUCAACUUAACCCGGAGAUAGAGCCAAAUGGGCAUUUGUUGCCCAAAAUGCAACAAACUGUUCAAAACAUACAUGCUGGCUCUACGCUAAAACUAAAUUGUGCUGGAGUUAAAGGUCGCCCACAGUGGGCUUUCACACCCCGUCAUGGGAAAAUACCAAUACAUCUUACCAAUUUCACAUACCAGCUACAGUUUACUAAUGUUUCUGUGGAGAAACACGAAGGAAUCUAUAAUUGCUCUCUCGGUGCUGAUUUUCAGCUGUUCAAUGUUACUAUUCUGGUGCCACCAAUGUUCCUCAACAAUAUGACCUCGUAUACAUCAUCUGUUGUCGCAUCUAUGUCAUUUAAUUGUAGUGUAAGCGGAAAUCCUCAGCCCAAAGUCACGUGGUUUAAAAAUGGAAGAGAGAUAAGGAAUAACUACAUAGUACAUUACAGUUAUCCAAUUCUUCGUAUCCAUACAAUCGAUCCAGAAGAUGAGGGGUUAUACCAGUGUAUCGCAAAAAAUGAGGCAGGUGAAACGAGCGUGUCCAUGUACCUAUCAAUCCGCGACAAAGAUAAGUACAAGCGAAUAUCAAAGCGUCCCGAGAACAUUCAAUGCUUUCCCCUAGAUACAACUAGUCUGUUUGUACGCUUUGAUCGUGGAGUGCAAAAUGUCAAUACGGAAUACGUUAUGUAUUACCUUGCAUCGGAAAAUCCAUAUACCUGGUACAGUUCGCCUCCAACUCAAUUACUUACGAAUAACAGUAUGAAAAUCACCGGGCAAAUGGUUACUCCAUUUCGGAGUUAUACAGUUUUUUUACGAGCUUGUACAGUGACUAGCGUACCCGAUGCAGAAUCUAUCGGUCCAGCGGGAAAAAAGCUGGUAAUUCCUUCAAAGCUAUCCAAAGGCGUGCAGUGCACCUCACAAGGAGUGCCUGUGUUGUCCACAUUUUUUCCUAACGGUAUUUUCAUCUGGUGGCCUCGGUAUGCCGGCUUGGAACCUACUGCUUUCAUAAUUCAGUUUAAGCAUGAUGACAGUUCAAGUUUCUACAACAUUUCGAAUGAAAUCACUGGUACAAGGCAAAUUUUGGAUGAUUAUAUAACACACGAAGAAGUACAGCCACUACUAAUGAAAAUAAACGUGACAACGAAACAUUAUCAUGAGAGUAUGCCUAUUGAAAACAACGGAAAACGAAAACGGAAACGUCGCCGGCGCGCGUUUGAUUUGACCAGUAAUCCCAAGCAGAUCUUUGAAUCCUUAACUGGUACGCAGUUGGAUCUAGAAAGGUACAACAAUCGGCAUGUUGGGGGAACUAAUUUGGAUAAACACGAUCAAAAAUUGCACCAGAUGCUGAUUACUCAAAUUAAGGUAUCUGGCAAUGUAACAGGAAUAUUUAUUCCGGAUAAGAAAAGUGUAAUUGUUAGAAUCCUUGGUUCUGUUGCACUUGAUGGAGAACCGCUGAAACAAGACCUACGAUUUGUACAGUGGAAAACAAUCGAUUCUUCUAUUCGUCGACCAGAUACAGUGAAUCGUUUUCAAGCCAAUCACAUAGAUGCCAGAAGUGUACAGUUCACUUGGAUUCGCUUCAUAGCCACAGAUUUAAUAAACAAGUGUUUAAUGUUGUGCUACAAAAACGUCAAUCAUGACGUUUUUAUACGAGGAGGGUCAAAUAGAAUUAACUGUUUAAGCAUACCAAAAGAUGCAACACAUUUCAAUUUGAUGGGUUUGCUACCAUAUACAUUAUACAAAGCUUUCCUGAAGCCAUGUCACUCCAAGGAACCAAUCAGCGAUGUCGUUGAUUUUCAAACGAAACAGGAUGUUCCUGGACCGGUUACAAAUCAUGCCCUCAUACGGAAAGACGGGAUUACAAUUACUUGGGGCGCGCCAGAAAAUCGAAAUGGUUUACUUCAAGGAUACCUGAUCGAAUGGGUUGAUAAGGACAAAGUACAUAACGCUGUAAACUUGACAGUAAAUGCAAAUCACUUUCAAUUCCCAAAUGUUUCAACCGAAGAUAAAAUAAAUAUUUCAAUAAGAGCAAUCGGCAGUACAGGAAUUGGAAUACCUAUUUACAUGAAUCUUUUGAAUCAUGUGGAUGUCACCUACGAAGGUGAACCUGAAAUUAAUAUUCCUUGGAUUCAAAUAUUUAUUGGAACUCUGCUAAUUGUACUUUUUGCUAUAAUAUGUUGUGUGUUGGUCGUACAUCGAAACAACUGUCGGAAAACACGCCUUCAAGCACAACAUACUGCACCAAUGGCGCUACAGACACACUCUGCAAGCUGUAAUGCUGAUAUCCAUGAGAUGCAAACCCUAAUCAGAACCUCAGAACAAUUGCCUGUAUCGAUACCUAAUGGAAAUUAUAAGCAACCACAAAACCAGAAACCCGUAGCUCAUAGGCAAGUCGUGAACACCGUAGAAGGUACUCAAGAUCAUAUCGCAACAUUAAACCUUACUGCCAGUUUAGAAUCUGCUAAUAUAAAAACACAAUUGAUGCCCUCGUACAAAAAUGGACUUAAACAACAAACAAAUAUAACUUCUCCGACAUCUACUACUUUACUUCCAAUCCAACAACCAUCAGUAUCCUCACAUCUUUUUAAUAGCGACAUAAGUUUACAGCACAGCACUCCUUUGAAAGUUGGCAGUCCGAUCAUGGAUCUACGACGACACACGCCAUACACCACUAUUAGUAAUAAUAUUUAUAGAAAUCCCAGUAGCAGUUAUAUGAAUGUAGAUCAAAACAAACCGCUAAAUUCUGGCGCACGAAAUGGCAGAAGAAAUCCUUCUAUGAGCACAGGGUUAUCAGUUCAAUUACAACCGAAACAUUCCUCGAAAGCCACUAGUAUUGCAGCGGAACAAGUGCCAAGUUUGGCACCUACCUCGACGUCAUUAACGUCUGCUUCUAACUGCUCAAUCCCAGCGACAGGGAAAAUUGAUAUGAUCAAGUCUUUUUCCUCGGUAAAACUUCCGCUAUUUCAAUUGUCUGAUCGUGCCGGGAUGAUAUGUCAUGCCACUAAACAGGAUAGCAAUAGCAAUGGCUAUGGAGCCCCCAAUUUACCUUCUGAAGCUUUUAGUGUGCCUCUGUCAGAAGUACGGAUUACCGAAAAUCCACAGUAUUCGAAAAACAAAAUAAGUGAAGGAACAAACUCUCCACCAGCAGUACAGAAAUCUUCGUUAUUUGACAGUAGCCAGCGCAGAUUAUUAGAUUUAACAAUAGAUAGUAAUAGUUUAGAUCAGUAUGACGAUGACGAAACUAACUGUGAUCAAAAUGAUGAAGCUAAUCAUUCUCGAAGCCAGCUUAUUAGAACUAGCUCUUCAAAUGAAUGUCGAAAACAGAAACCAUCUAUUCGACAUCGUUUACCGCCAGCAGGAAGUGAUAUGGAAGAAGAUGAUAAUAACAAUGAACAAGAAGCUACUAGUGAAGUUCUAGACAACCUUAACAGUGAAUGCAGACAUCUUCGUCAUCAUCAGUUACUAAAUCCGAGGCGUUUGACUUACCAGCGUACUGAUUAUGCAGGUACUUUUGGCGGAUCUCUUGACAGUAGUCAUGAUUUCAGUCAUGAAACUACCAAUGACAAAGGUGAUACAGACCUACCAGAAGAAAUAGAAAACUCUGCAUCGCUGCUAAACGAGAAUAACCUCAGUUCAAAACCAUUGCAUCAACAUGCCUCAAAUUGGAGCUUUCGACGACCGAUCGUUGGACCAAACGGUUAGUUCCAUUAUCGUCAUUUACUUCAAAAUUAUUUGAAGGUUACUGUAACGUUUAUGCGCGCCAUUAUUUAAAGAGAGCUUUGCGACCUAGAUAUAUUGUGAUUGUCCGACGUUUUGCAGUAUGAUGAUUUUACAGCAUGUGAUAAAUCAUCUGGAUUUGGAUAGUAUAAUUUCUAUAAGGCCAAUUUUACACUUGACCAUUUCGGUGCAAAUCUGACUGUAUUUUAACCAAAGCAAGCGUAGAGUCGUUUUAUGAAACUUUUAGCUUUGGAUGCCAUUUGUAUGGAUGAUGCCGCUAUUUUUUGUAAAAUGAAUGAAUUUGUAUCGUACAAAAUGGGUCGAAGGGUUUUAAAAUUUCAUGAAAUUUUACAUACGAGCAUAGUAUAUGGACUUAUUAAUGAAAAUAAUAUUAAAAAAAAUUCAAGGUCUCAUAUUUUUCAAGAAAGUCCCGAGGGAUAUUUUCACGGACUUCUUUUAUACCUUGUUUAAAAGGAACAAAAUAUAAUGCUAUCUUAAAACAUUUGCCACCUAAGGACUAUGAAUUAAGGAACAAAAAAUGUAUGUGUAGACUACAGAGACUAUAGGUAACAGAGGCGACAAGGCAUUCAAAAAUCGCCAAAUUUUGAAUCAUAACGGAAGCGCUGGACAGUCCAGCGCCUCUGCGGUUCAAAGGUAUAUGGGUACCAGCGAGCCACAUGCCAUGGCGGGUGUUGUGGGCAAGAAUGAUUCGAUUACAUUUGAUUCAUUUGACAAUAACGUCUCAACCGAGCAAAAUUUGGUAAAGUAAUGUAUGGGACAUUUGUGAAACUGGUUAUCCUAUUAUCUACAAUU
This is a messenger RNA of Sabethes cyaneus, 6439 nucleotides long. RefSeq lists its product as uncharacterized. NCBI's taxonomy places the organism in Eukaryota, Metazoa, Arthropoda, Insecta, Diptera, Culicidae. Gene Ontology annotation, biological process: homophilic cell-cell adhesion; dendrite self-avoidance; axon guidance. Gene Ontology annotation, molecular function: cell-cell adhesion mediator activity. Gene Ontology annotation, cellular component: plasma membrane; axon. The transcript is spliced from 9 exons. The record is from RefSeq and is a predicted model, not a curated record. Bases 935 to 5611 code for a protein of 1558 amino acids.